Molecule: messenger RNA, 600 nt
Organism: Diceros bicornis minor
Lineage: Eukaryota; Metazoa; Chordata; Mammalia; Perissodactyla; Rhinocerotidae
Gene: NPY
Product: neuropeptide Y
Exons: 4
Coding region: 134-427 (97 amino acids)
Biological process (GO): neuropeptide signaling pathway; feeding behavior
Cellular component (GO): extracellular region
Molecular function (GO): neuropeptide hormone activity; neuropeptide Y receptor binding
Source: RefSeq, a predicted model, not a curated record
GUGAGGGAGCGCCAUAAAAGCCCUGUUGCGACCCGCUCUCGACAACCCAUCCUCCGGCUUUCACCCCUCGGAGAGGCGCGCCGGACCGCAGAGCACUCGCCGCCCAGCCACGCCCGCCCGCCAGCCCGCCACCAUGCUGGGUAGAAAGCGAUUGGGGCUGUCCGGACUGACCCUCGCCCUGUGCCUGCUCGUGUGUCUGGGCGCGCUGGCCGACGCGUACCCCUCCAAGCCGGACAACCCGGGAGAGGACGCGCCAGCGGAGGACCUGGCCAGAUACUACUCGGCGCUGCGACACUACAUCAACCUUAUCACCAGGCAGAGAUACGGAAAACGAUCUAGCCCUGAGACACUGAUUUCAGACCUCUUGAUGAGAGAAAGCACAGAAAACGUUCCCAGAACUAGGCUGGAAGACCCUUCUAUGUGGUGAUGGGAAAUGAAACUUGCUCUCCGGUCUUUGCCUAUUUUUCAACCCAUAUUUCAUCUUGUAAAAUUAGAUUCCACCAGUCCUCCCAAUGCAUGCAGCCACUGUGCUCAACUCUGCAGAGUUUCCCUUUGUUGUCAUUGUAUAUAUGUGCAUUUAAAUAAAAUACCAUGCAUUCA